UUAGAUAAGUUGCCGAUUGAAGUAAUAAAUAUCGGUUUGUACGAUGCGGCAAAUCACAAUCUUGUUAUAGUGUGAUCGGGUCGGACAACAUGGCGUACCUCGGGAAAACCUUCAAGCACAGCAAAGAUGAGAACUUUGAUGCUUUUCUCGACUCAUUGAAGGUCCCAGCAGCAGCUCGCGCGAAGGGCUCCUCUCCCACCAACUCCCUGACCCUCAACCCUGACGGGACCUACACCCUGGACAUCCAGUCCCCGGCCUUCAGCAGCACCCACACCUUCACCUCGGGAGUGGAGUUCAAUGAGCAGACCGCCGCUGGUGUGUCCAAGACCACGUUCACGCUGGAGGGUGACGUGCUGACCCAGGUGCAGCAGUUCCCUCACUUCUCCAUCACCACCAAGAGGGAAUUCUCCGACUCUGAACUCAAAGUUACCCUGACUACGAGCACUUGGGAUGGCGUAGCGGUUAGAUACUACACGGCAGCUUAGAUAUAUUGAUAUACCUACCUACUG
Messenger RNA from Plutella xylostella (diamondback moth), 509 nucleotides. RefSeq names its product fatty acid-binding protein 1. Lineage: Eukaryota; Metazoa; Arthropoda; Insecta; Lepidoptera; Plutellidae. The record is from RefSeq and is a predicted model, not a curated record. Gene Ontology annotation, molecular function: lipid binding.